Messenger RNA from Procambarus clarkii (red swamp crayfish), 2592 nucleotides. NCBI's taxonomy places the organism in Eukaryota, Metazoa, Arthropoda, Malacostraca, Decapoda, Cambaridae. The record is from RefSeq and is a predicted model, not a curated record.
AUGGACCUGCACUCCAGCUCCCAAGUAUUAGCUGAGAGGCAGACAAUGCCAUCUGUUGGCGGAGGUGUGGCGUCGGUGCAAGGCUCUUGUUUAAUCCCUCAAGAAACAGACAUUGAUACUCUGGACGAUGUUCAGGAGUUCCUAAACCAGGAGGACUGCCUUCCCAAGUUGAAACAUCUUGGCAAACCUGAGAUGGUUUUAAUAAGUGUCUACCUUGAGAUUAAGGUGAGCGAUCGUGACUCGCGUGUGGAAAUCCUCUCAAAGGUGGUGCUGAUGGCCUACCAGUUGGUGUCUGAAGCAUUUAGGCAGAAGUUCUGUAACCUGAAGAAGACAUCAGAGCACACCUUCACGGAGUUUGUGUGUAUUAAACAUAAGAACAAAGGCUCUACCUGGUAUGUUCCAAAGAGCUACUCAAAACCAUUUUUGAAGUAUAAGCCGGAAGAGGAGAGAACCGUCCUACGUAGUGCCGUGAAGACACCCCCAAGUAGUCCACGACGAACUAGCCCAAGUAGUCCACGACGAACUAGCCCAAGUAGUCCACGACGAACUAGCCCAAGUAGUCCACGACGAACUAGCCCAAGUAGUCCACGACGAACUAGCCCAAGUAGUCCACGACGAACUAGUCCAAGUAGUCCACGACGAACUAGUCCAAGUAGUCCACGACGAACUAGUCCAAGUAGUCCACGACGAACUAGCCCAAGUAGUCCACGACGAACUAGCCCAAGUAGUCCACGACGAACUAGUCCAAGUAGUCCACGACGAACUAGCCCAAGUAGUCCACGACGAACUAGCCCAAGUAGUCCACGACGAACUAGCCCAAGUAGUCCACGACGAACUAGUCCAAGUAGUCCACGACGAACUAGCCCAAGUAGUCCACGACGAACUAGUCCAAGAAGGGACAUAGUGUGUUGGAGCUGCGGGCAGAAGGGGCACAUAGCUGCUAAGUGUGGAGGCAGGAGAGUGAGAGGACCAUUAGAGGUGGUCAAGGACCAGUGGACGGACAAGCACAGGACAGCACACAUAAGCAUGGUGGAGCAGUAUCAGGGACUAGACAUCCGUCCCAUCAUGAUCGUGGGAGGAGGAAGGGACCAAGAAGUGAUUAAGGAUGUUAGUAGUCAAAUAAAUGAUGUAGCAAGUGGCAAGUCUAGACAGGUUGAACUUCCUUGUGUAAUUAGUGGGCCUAGUAACAUGGCCUGCCUAAUGGCAGGCUCAGCGAGAUAUUCCAGCAGGCUCAGACACAGGCCCAACGAGAUCUUCCAGCAGGCUCAGCCACAGGUCCAACGAGCUCUUCCAGCAGGCUCAGCGAGAUCUUCCAGCAGACUCAGGCACAGGCCCAACGAGAUCUUCCAGCAGACUCAGGCACAGGCCCAACGAGAUCUUCCAGCAGGCUCAGCGAGAUCUUCCAGCAGACUCAGGCACAGGCCAACGAGAUCUUCCAGCAGGCUCAGCCACAGGCCCAACGAGAUCUUCCAGCAGGCUCAGCCACAGGUCCAACGAGAUCUUCCAGCAGGCUCAACGAGAUCUUCCAGCAGGCUCAGGCACAGGCCCAACGAGAUCUUCCAGCAGGCUCAGCCACAGGCCAACGAGAUUUUCCAGCAGACUCAGGCACAGGCCCAACGAGAUCUUCCAGCAGGCUCAGCCACAGGCCCAACGAGAUCUUCCAGCAGGCUCAGCCACAGGCCCAACGAGAUCUUCCAGCAGGCUCAGCCACAGGCCCAACGAGAUCUUCCAGCAGGCUCAGCCACAGGUCCAACGAGAUCUUCCAGCAGGCUGAGCCACAGGCCCAACGAGAUCUUCCAGCAGGCUCAGCCACAGGACCAACGAGAUCUUCCAGCAGGCUCAGCCACAGGACCAACGAGAUCUUCCAGCAGGCUCAGCCACAGGCCCAACGAGAUCUUCCAGCAGGCUCAGCCACAGGCCCAACGAGAUCUUCCAGCAGGCUCAGCCACAGGUCCAACGAGAUCUUCCAGCAGGCACAGCCACAGGACCAACGAGAUCUUCCAGCAGGCUCAGCCACAGGCCCAACGAGAUCUUCCAGCAGGCUCAGCCACAGGUCCAACGAGAUCUUCCAGCAGGCACAGCCACAGGUCCAGCGAGAUCUUCCAGCAGGCACAGCCACAGGACCAACGAGAUCUUCCAGCAGGCUCAGCCACAGGACCAACGAGAUCUUCCAGCAGGCUCAGCCACAGGUCCAACGAGAUCUUCCAGCAGGCACAGCCACAGGUCCAGCGAGAUCUUCCAGCCACAGGCACAGAUCUUCCACAGGCCACAGGUCCAACGAGAUCUUCCAGCAGGCACAGCCACAGGACCAACGAGAUCUUCCAGCAGGCUCAGCCACAGGCCCAACGAGAUCUUCCAGCAGGCUCAGCCACAGGUCCAGCGAGAUCUUCCAGCAGGCACAGCCACAGGUCCAGCGAGAUCUUCCAGCAGGCUCAGCCACAGGUCCAACGAGAUCUUCCAGCAGGCUCAGCCACAGGCCCAACGAGAUCUUCCAGCAGGCUCAGCCACAGGACCAACGAGAUCUUCCAGCAGGCUCAGCCACAGGUCCAACGAGAUCUUCCAGCAGGCUCUGCCACAGGCCUAGUUAAAUGA